AUGAAAAUUUUACAAGGAAAACUUUUCCUUGAUUCCGUGGUUUUUCUCAGUGAAAAACGUUUGGUUUAUUUUAAAGGGAGAACUAGAAGAAAAUUUACAAUUCUAGCUUUACCACAAGUUUCUUGCUACAAUCCUUUACGUUGUUCUGUUGAUGAAUUAAAGAUAUAUUUGGGAACAAUAUUUGAAGUAAAAAUAGAAAGUUUGCAAAGAGAAAUACAAAACUGUGCUUUUAUAACUAAACGCAAUGUGAAUUUACUCUUCCAAGCUGAUUCCAUCAAGGAAAAGAUUUCGAACUCAUUUAAGCUGCCAACAAAAGCAUCCAUAACAUUGAAUUCAUAA
This is a messenger RNA of Clunio marinus, 339 nucleotides long. Lineage: Eukaryota; Metazoa; Arthropoda; Insecta; Diptera; Chironomidae. The record is from the annotation of a GenBank genome assembly.